UUCUGUCAUGCCUAUUUUUGAUACAGUAAUUUGCUCGGGUGGAAUAUCUGUGUUUUGGUUGUUCGACGAUGUCUACUGCUCAUAGGCAUCGGUAUAAAAAUGCUGCUCUGGAUUCUUCUGAAAUGCGUCGUAGACGCGAGGAAGAAGGAGUUCAGAUAAGGAAACUUAAACGCGAACAACAGUUAAUUAAAAGACGAAAUGUGGUGUGCGAAACACCCCUGCCUGGAAAAGAUGACGGAGAACAAGAAGUUGAAAUGCAAACCAAUGUUCAAUGUAAUAUACAAGAGCAAAAUACUUCGAAUAAGUACUUCGAUCUAACUCCGCUUUGUGAGCCAUUUCCAACGUCAGGGGAUGUUAUAAUUAAAAAAGAAUUGUUGGACCAGUUAAAUAAUGACAACGAGGCUGAUCAGCUUCAAGCCACACAAAAAUUUCGAAAACUUUUGUCUCGUGAUCCAAAUCCUCCGAUAGAAGAAGUUAUACAAAAGGGAAUUGUUCCGCGUUUCGUAUCAUUUCUUUCUAAUAAUUCUAAUGCUUCAUUACAAUUUGAAGCUGCAUGGACAUUAACUAACAUCGCCUCAGGAACGUCGCAACAAACUAAAAUAGUGAUUGAAGCUGGAGCAGUACCAAUAUUUAUUGAACUUUUAUUGAGUCCUCAUGACGAUGUCCAAGAACAGGCAGUAUGGGCACUGGGCAACAUUGCUGGGGACUCUCCAAGCUGCCGUGAUUUUUUACUCAAUUCUGGUAUUCUCCAGCCGUUAUUGCAUGUCCUUAGCACUACCAAUCGUUUAACCUUGAUAAGGAAUGCUGUAUGGACUCUUUCAAAUUUGUGUCGCGGUAAAAAUCCACCUGCUGAUUUUUCGAAAAUUGUAAAUGGUCUACCAAUACUAGCUCGACUACUAAAUCACACAGAUCCAGAUAUUCUCAGUGAUGCAUGCUGGGCAAUCAGCUACUUAUCUGAUGGUCCAAAUGACAAAGUGCAAGCUGUUAUAGAUGCGGGGGUCUGUCGUCGUCUUGUGGAACUGUUGAUGCAUCCACAGAACAACGUUGUUACAGCGGCACUUCGUGCAGUGGGUAAUAUCGUAACAGGAGAUGAUGUUCAAACUCAAGUGAUAUUAAACUGUAAUGCGCUGUCUUGCAUAAAUAUGUUAUUAAAUUCACAAUUUGAAACUAUAAAAAAAGAAGCUUGUUGGACCAUUUCUAACGUAGCGGCUGGAAAUAGACAACAAAUCCAGGCUGUGAUCGACGCCAAUAUAUUUCCUGUACUUAUAACCAUAAUGCAAAAUGCCGAUUUUAAAACCAAAAAGGAGGCAGCUUGGGCUAUAACAAAUGCGACAAGCAGCGGAACAGCCGAGCAGAUAAGAUAUUUGGUUCAUGUGGGCUGUAUACCACCUAUGUGCGAUUUUUUGACUGUGGUCGACUCAGACAUUGUUCAAGUGGCUCUAAAUGCAUUGGAAAAUAUUCUGAAAGCUGGGGAAAAAUUCGCUGCUCGUCCUAAUCCAUAUGCCAUAGCAAUUGAGGAGUGUGGAGGUUUAGAUAAAAUUGAAUACCUACAGUCCCAUGAAAAUCGCGACAUAUAUUAUAAAUCCUUUUACAUAAUUGAACAAUAUUUUAACAACGAGGAGGAAGACACCCGCGUGGCACCUACAGAAGAAGAAUCACAUUACUCUUUUAAUCCUAAUAUAGAUACUCCUAAUGGUGGAUUUUUCUUUUAACCCAAUCUGAAUUUCGAAGAAAAUGUUAUAAAUAUAUAUAAAUGUAAUGGUAUUUCUUAUAAUUACUCUAAAACUUCCACAAAGCAUGAAUAACAACAAAUUUUUUGUUAUUGUAUAUUAACAAAGUAAUAUUGUUUUAUAUUUUUAUUUCAAUACACAUAAGUAGAAAUUGUUUACAUUCAUACCUAUAUGUAUUUUGUAAAUUGACUAUUAAUGCCUAAACAUUAUGCAACAUAAUUUACUUUCAAAUUGUUCUAAAUGAAACUUGUAAUAAAUAAUAAUUACUGAAAUGUUCA
Messenger RNA from Ceratitis capitata (Mediterranean fruit fly), 2008 nucleotides. It is a transcript of the gene Kap-alpha1, whose product is annotated as importin subunit alpha-7. Gene Ontology annotation, biological process: NLS-bearing protein import into nucleus. Gene Ontology annotation, cellular component: cytoplasm; nucleus; nucleoplasm. Bases 69 to 1712 code for a protein of 547 amino acids. Lineage: Eukaryota; Metazoa; Arthropoda; Insecta; Diptera; Tephritidae. The transcript is spliced from 7 exons. The record is from RefSeq and is a predicted model, not a curated record. Gene Ontology annotation, molecular function: nuclear import signal receptor activity; protein binding.